AUGUUUUUUAUUGUUUUCAGAAAGUUAGACAGUGCACGCAGUCAAGACCGGGAAUCAAACUUGAACAGUUCACUGGAUAAGUCUACAAGCAGCAAUAACGCAACGCGGCACCCAAAGCUCACAAAAGCGAUCCAGUUCCAACCGGCCGGCGACCCCGACGACUCUACCCCCACGGACCAACGGACCAUGGACCAUAGGACCACGGACCACAGGACCACGGACCAGAGAGACAAGGGGGACAGGGACUCGAGGCGGGGGCGGCUGCAGCGAGCUCUGCGGGACCCCGUCAGCAUCGACGUCGCUGUGCGCAUAAUGAACCGCAUGGGCUGGGCGGGCGGCGCGCUGGGGCUGCGCGGGGAGGGGAUUACAGAGCCCAUCAUGCCCGCCAUCAACAUCAAAUCGGGCGCCGGCCUGGCCUACUCCCCUCCGCGCGCCGCCUCCCCCCGCCGCCGCGAGCGAGCCAGGGACUCCAGGCGAGCCAGGACACCGCUGGAGUUUAGAAAAGAUGUGUUGGAGAGUGUACUGGAGUUAUUAAGGGGAAAGGUAAGAAAAAUAGUUGAGUUUGUACCGUAGUUAGAUGGUAGACAGGUCAAUCUAGGGUCGUGAGUGUGGCAGGGACUCCAAGUGAGCCAGGACACCGCUG
Messenger RNA from Plutella xylostella (diamondback moth), 643 nucleotides. The record is from RefSeq and is a predicted model, not a curated record. Lineage: Eukaryota; Metazoa; Arthropoda; Insecta; Lepidoptera; Plutellidae.